This is a messenger RNA of Scophthalmus maximus (turbot), 2193 nucleotides long. RefSeq names its product transmembrane protein 231 (gene tmem231). Gene Ontology annotation, biological process: regulation of protein localization; cilium assembly. Lineage: Eukaryota; Metazoa; Chordata; Actinopteri; Pleuronectiformes; Scophthalmidae. The coding region runs from base 394 to 1323 and encodes 309 amino acids. The record is from RefSeq and is a predicted model, not a curated record. The transcript is spliced from 7 exons. Gene Ontology annotation, cellular component: ciliary membrane; ciliary transition zone.
CCGGAUGUAGAACGCGUUUCUUCCUUGUUCACAUUGCACCCGACGGUCCCUGAAUGCAGCACGGAGGAUAAUUAAGGUGUCGCCAUGGCAACCACGAGACGCCGAACUACAGGGAGACAUGGCGCGCGGGUUGUGUGGUACUUUAGCUCCGGGGGCUAACGCGUCACUGGCAUGUUAGCGCGCCGCGGCGGUGAACUCGAGCCGGAUGUUGACACGUGGAUGUUACUCACAGACGCUUCACGUUGUUGUUCGUUACAUCGUGUUGUCUUGUUUCCUCCCCCGCGCGCGCGCGCGCACACACACACACGGUUAGCAUCCAUGCUAGCUGGAGCUUUAGCUAGCUAGCUAGCCAGCCGGCUAACGGUUGCUAACAGCUGAUCGGACGCGGUCAGAAUGUCUUUCUACGAAGUGUACUCUCACCCGGCGCUGGUCCGGUACAAGACGAGUGUUUGCACGAAGGCCACCGUGUUCGUCGUGGCGGUGUUGUGUCUCUCCUACAUCGGCCCUCUGCUGGUCGCCUACCGGAGCCAAGGGUUCUGGAUCAAGCGGAGCAGCUACGAGGAGCAGCCGGUGGUGAGGUUCCAGUACCAGGUGCUGCUGCUGGCGGCCACCAGCCCCCGGGGGGACCACGUGGCCUGGAGCACCUACCCGCACCUGAACAACAUGCUGGGCUCCAACCUGCGGGUCCCGGCGGUGUCGGUGAGAGAGGAGGAUCUGAACCAGGACGGGAAGUUGGACCUGCUGAUCUUCAAACUGCAGCUCCCCCUGACACCCGAGGAGCAGGUGUACAGCGUCCAGCUGCUGCUCACCUUCAGCUACCAGCUGUUUCGGAUGUCCACCGUGGCGAUGCAGAGCCUGGCCUUCGUGCAGCACUCGUCCCCCGUCCCGGGAGCGAGGCUGUUCGUCAGCGGAGACCUGAGGCUGCAGCAGAGGACGCCGCUGCCUCACCGAGGACUCUACGACGUCUACAACGUGUCGGUGAUCGACGGCUCCAGUCCGUUUGCGAGUGCGUACGACCUCGACAACAUCAUCAGGAGCUACCAGGACAGAAACUUGACCACCGUGCUGUCCUGUCCCGUGCCCGUCUGGACCGUGGGUCGAGCUGCCGGGUCGCCCUUCGAGCUCAACGCAGAGAUCCGUUACCCAGUGGAGGUCAUCAGUUAUCGUCCGGGCUUCUGGGAAACCAUCAAGUUCGCCUGGGUCCAGUACGUCAGCGUCCUGCUCGUCUUCCUCUGGGUCUUUGAGCGGAUCCAGAGAUUUGUUUUCCAGAACCAGGUUCUGACCACCGUGCCCAUUCCGGCCGGAAAACCUCACCAGUCCUGAUCCAGUGGUGAUGAAGAUGAUGAUGAUCGGAGCUGAAGUCUCACGAGAACCACAAUGACUCAACAACGUGUUGGUCCAUUCUCUAAAAACAUAAUAAAAUCUUACGGUAAAAACUCAGAAGUUUAGUCCAUAUGAAAAGACUUCAUCAAUGGAGCUCCGAUACUACGAGGAGAAAAUGAGGUCCUCCCACUUCACGUCAUAAGAGUUGGAGAUAUUACUGCACUUUGUGCUUUUGGAGAAAAUGAGCCGAUUCUGAGAAAGUGGAGCAACGCAACUGCAGAGGAGAGACGCUUGAUUGGGAGGCAACUGUUGAAGACUGAAUGAAACCGUCCGUCGAUUUAAGACUUAAGGACAUUUUAUUUUCAGCUCAGCAGUUCAGUUUUUAUUCAAACACUCUGAGAGACGUCAAAAAUAUAUAUUAUAUGAUAUAUAUUUAUAUUAUCACCUUUUCCUGGACACGUCUCUCGUCGACUGCAGCUACAUUACUUGUUGACUUGAACAUCGUUUUCUGCUAAUGAAAUAAAAGAAUAUUAUUUUUUCAUAGGUUGUAUAGUUUUCAAAAAAUAUUUUUACUCGUAUGUUUGUGAUUAUUUAGUACAUAUUAGUUAUAAUUUCUUUUUAUGUUUAGAAUCCAGCUUUAGAUGAAUGAUAAUAAAUUAUUUGUACAUUUCCAUCUUUGAUAUCUUUUUAAAUCAAAAGGUUAUUUAAUGUUUUGUUUUUUUCAACUUUUACUUUCAUUUAUGUUUUCAGGCCUGAAAAAAAAUGUUUGUUUUUAAAUAACAGGUGUGAAAUUUUUGACUUCUCUUAUUUAAUAAUGUAACUAACGAUGCAGAUUUAAAGCAGAUUGAUUAAAAAAAAGGUUGAAAUUGA